This is a messenger RNA of Anolis carolinensis (green anole), 4693 nucleotides long. It is a transcript of the gene bmper, whose product is annotated as BMP binding endothelial regulator. The coding region runs from base 134 to 2188 and encodes 684 amino acids. Gene Ontology annotation, cellular component: extracellular region. The record is from RefSeq and is a predicted model, not a curated record. The transcript is spliced from 15 exons. Lineage: Eukaryota; Metazoa; Chordata; Lepidosauria; Squamata; Anolidae. Gene Ontology annotation, molecular function: protein binding.
CGGGAGGGCUGGGAGGAACAGCAGCCAGGGAAGAAGCCCUCCUUGCUCCGCUUCCUUCCUUCCUCUUCUUUUCCCCGUCGGGCUCUCCUAGCCCUCCUCCUCCGUCUCUAAGCUCCCCUGCUUCUGAGGGACGAUGCUCUGGCUCUUCCUCCGCAGCUUCCGAGCGCUGCUGCCUUCUUCCUCCUCCUCCUCCUCCUCGGGACUGACUCUCGCUGCCUGGCUCGUGCUGCUGCCCAUGCCGCUGGCGUCCUCCAUCCUGACAGGCUCUGUCGCAAAAUGUGAAAACGAGGGAGAGAUUCUGCAGAUCCCCUUUAUUACAGACAAUCCUUGCAUAAUGUGCAUUUGCCUGAACAAGGAAGUGACAUGCAAACGAGAGAAGUGUCCCCUCCUUUCAAAGGACUGUGCUCUGGUUGUUAAACAGAGAGGAGCAUGCUGCGAGCGAUGCAAAGGUUGCACUUUUGAAGGGAAUUCAUAUAAUAGUUCAGAGUCAUGGUAUGUCCCAGGCAAACCCUGUAUCAAGCACCAGUGCCAGGAAGGAGUGAUCACAGAAUCGGAGAUUCAAUGCAUUGUUCAUUGCAAAAACCCUUCAAAACAACUAGGAAUGUGCUGCCCCACAUGUCCAGGUUGUGCAUUUGAAGGUAGACAGUACCAAGAAGGUGAGGAAUUUCAGCCUGAAGGGAACAAAUGCAUCACGUGUGCUUGUAUUGGGGGCAGGACACAGUGCAUACAAGAAGUAUGUCCCGUUCUUUCAUGUCCUCAGCAUCUUAGUCACACUCCUUCUGGACAAUGUUGUCCAAAAUGUUUGGGACAGAGGAAAGUGUUUGAUCUCCCAUUUGGAAGCUGUCUCUUUCACAGUGAUGUUUAUGACAAUGGAGCCUCCUUUGCAUAUGACAAUUGUACAAAAUGUACAUGCAGGGAUUCUACUGUGGUGUGUAAGAAGAAAUGCUUACCACCUGGAGAUUGCAUCAGAACCAAAGAACAAUGCUGCAAGGAAUGCAUCUCUUACGUGUCUCCUGAAGAAACAAAAGUGUGCAAAUUUGGCAACAAGAUCUUCCGGGAUGGAGAGAUGUGGUCCUCCAUUAACUGCACCAUCUGUGCUUGUGUGAAAGGCAAGACUGAAUGUCGCAAGAAGCACUGCAUUCCAGUCAACAGCUGCCCUCAUGGAAAGAUCCUUAAUCGAAAAGGAUGCUGUCCCAUUUGCACUGAAAAGCCUGGUGUUUGCACUGUAUUUGGAGACCCCCACUACAACACUUUUGAUGGACGGACAUUUAACUUUCAGGGAACGUGUCAAUAUGUUUUGACAAAAGACUGCUCCUCCUCUACCUCACCCUUCCAGGUGCUGGUGAAAAACGAUGCCCGGAGGACUCGCUCUUUUUCUUGGACAAAAUCUGUAGACCUUGUGCUGGGCAGCAGUACCAUCAGUCUCCACCAGCACCUCACUGUCAAGUGGAAUGGGACACGGAUAUCUCUACCAUACGAAACAGUACAUUUUCACAUCGACUUGGAAGGCUAUUUGCUGAAAGUGACAACAAAAGCAGGACUGGAAAUCUCUUGGGAUGGAGACAGUUUUGUUGAAGUCAUGGCUGCACCACAUCUUAAGGGCCGGCUUUGUGGUCUUUGUGGGAACUACAAUGGGCACAAAAGAGAUGAUCUGAUUGGAGGGGAUGGGAACUUUAAGUUUGAUGUGGAUGAUUUUGCGGAAUCCUGGCGUGUGGAGUCAAAUGAAUUUUGUGCUCGCCCUCCAAGGAAACAAUUUCCAGAACUGUGCCAAGGAACAGUAAGGGUAAAACUUCGUGCCCAUCGAGAAUGCCAGAAACUCAAAGCGUGGGAUUUUCAGAGUUGCCACUCCACGGUGGAUUAUACUGUGUUUUAUCGGUCUUGUGUGACAGACAUGUGUGAGUGCCCGGUUCAUAAGAACUGCUACUGUGAAUCCUUCUUAGCCUAUGCUCGAGCCUGCCAGAGGGAAGGUCUGAAAAUCCACUGGAAGCCUGAACAGAAUUGUGCUGCAACUCAGUGUAAACACGGUGCAGUUUAUGACACCUGUGGUCCUGGAUGCGUGAAGACCUGCGACAACUGGAAUGAAAUAGGCCCCUGCAAUAAGCCAUGUGUUGCAGGAUGCCACUGUCCUGCAAACCUAGUCCACCACAAAGGAAGAUGCAUCAAGCCCAUCCUGUGUCCACAGCGGUGACAUUAGGUUUUAGCACUAAAGACUUGGAAAUUGGUAUCUUUCAUAUCUUUUGAAGCUCACAGCCAAUGAAGGACUGCAGUGUUGUCAGAUUUUGUAAAGUGCUCUCUCAAAGGGUGAAACCAAAAUGUGCCCAUAUAUUUAUAUGUGUAUAUGGAAAAAUAUUAUCAGUUCAAGCAAGGUAUGUGUGUGUUCAUACAAAAUGGGCUUGUGUCUUUAUGUCAGAAAAAAAUAUUUUAGAGCACCGCUCCAAAGAAUACCUCAGUCUGACUAGUCUGGGAGUUAUAAUCCAAAGGUACAUGUUUCCCAAAUUGUUGCUUGUUUGCAACAUACUCAUGUCUGCAGAGGGAGCCAAUGGAAAUAAUUCAAUUGCCAUAAACCUGUAAUCAAAAGAGGAGGAAAAUGGCAGCAGCACUGAAUCAUUACACAUCAGGCUAGCAACGCAUGGAUGCCUAGGUGAUGAAACCAUAAACUCUCAGGUUAUGCGCCAUAGUAUCACAUAUCAUCCAUGACAGUACGAGGCCAUUCUUUACUUUUCUGAACUGGGUAAAGGCCCUUUCACAUCACAUCCUCAGUGAGGUCACUGAUCAAGGUAGCAUCAAAGUUUACCAACAUGUGUGUGUGCGCACACACACACACACACAUACAUACAUACAUAUAUGUAAGCAUACAUAUAGACACAUGUAUUAAUAUAAGCAUUGUUUAUAUAAAUCGUAGAAGGAUGAAUUAUCAUAUGUAUAUUUUGGUAUAAAGUUUAUGUAUGAAUAUUUCUAUGAUUCUAGCCUGUAAACUAUAUGAGUCUUUGCAGAAAUAAAUCAGGGGCUUUAAUUUUUAAAAAGCACCCACAGGAUGACUGCCACGCCAAUCCAUAUGUUUCUGGUUUCCAUGGCAGUAUUACCAAGGCUACAUAAUUUCCAUUAAAUUACUUUUAGGUUCUUGUGUAUAAACAUGCAGAAAAUGUUUUGUCUGUAUUGAAGAUUUCUCCCCCUAAGUGUGGAUAAGCCUUAAAGGCAGAAAAUUGGAUGGAUGUGAAAAGCAACUUAAUAAUAGAAAAAAAGGAAAGAAACUAGGCCUUACAUUUUGUACUUCUUUUUGUUCAGUCUUCUGAAUAUUGCCUUAGUUGCCUGCCUGGUCAGUGUUGCUACAAAUGGAUUGAAUAAUGUUUUAAUCAGUGGUAGAGCUUGGAGUGGUGUCUUCAGAGGCUCAGAAAACACAUUGAUUCUCCCACUGGAUCAUGGAAGCCCACAGCCCUUUGCCAUGCCCCCCACCAAGAAAUAUUUGGGCCAUCAUUCUAUGUAGGUUUUUGUAUCCUAAAGUCCAUUGAAGACAAACAUGGUGACGUGGAGCUUUUCUACACUGACUGCAAAUAUUGCCCCAAUCCGGCAUCCAGCAUCCAAGACACCAGAUCAGGCUUGCUUCAUGGCGACCUUGAAGACGUCAAGGAUUAGUGACUGCCCAACCACAACUAACACUGAUCUGUGGAGCUGGGCAGCAUCCUCUGGGACCCCACAACAGCCCCACCAAUCCCCUAACCCAGAGGAGAACCCAAAUCAUAGUGUAAGGUUUAGGUCCCCCCCCCCCCCCUAAUAUAGCUUACCCUGGGGAAAGGCCAUGUUAAGGCAACCUUCCCCUGGGUUAAGCCAGAUCACCCCCAUGGGGCUGAUCCAUCAUCACAUAGAUCUAAGUGGUAAGUGUAGAUGUGCCUCUUGUCUGGCAUUACAUGCUUGGACAAGUGCAUGCUUCAGAGCUGUGUAUUCCCUGCCCGUUCCCUUGCAUGCUGUAAUGUUUUGAAUCACACUCAAGUGUGAACAAACUAUGGAUCAGUUAGGAUCAUACUGCAGUUUGCUGUUCUGUUUGAACCGGCUCAUUUUGGACUGUGGCCUUUGUGCUGGGACAAAACAAAGAUUAUGUGCCUUUGUUCUAAAAUGGCUUAAGAUAUACGUGCAACAGAGCAACCAAUCAUCAGAAGCAUUGAGAGCUUGUUUAGAUUGAUGAUUCACACCCAUUUUCAUUUUGCCAAAAGAACCAAAGGAGGAAACAUCAAUGAAGAUAACUGCCAUUUACAUUAAAUGUCAUCUAGAAUGGACGAUAAUUCUUGAAUACAGGGCCAUUGCAUUGCCUAGCAUGUUGAUAUUUGAGGAGAAAAUCCUAUAUGAGCUAUUGUUACAACAUUUCAGACUUUUGAACUGGUCACUAAGCAACAGCUAAGGAAUAUGACUAGAAAGAGGCAUAUACUAAAUGGAGCAAGAAAGCCAAAGACUAUUCCUGUGAACUCCUUGAUCAUGUAUUGGUGUCAUUUUCUGCAAGCGGAACUGAGGAAGUGAUAUGUGAGCUCAAUAUUCCCAUAUAUGUAAAACACCAAGAAGGCCUAUGUACUGUACAGAUUUAUUUACAAAAGGAAAAAGAACCUGUUUAUUUAAAUAUUUAAAGGCAUAUACCCAUAUAUAUUAUGUUUGAUACCAUUGAAAAUAAAUAUUAAAAAAUUAAAGAAAACUGCAAUCUGUUAAA